CUCAUAGAGCUCUAUUAGCGUGCUGAAUGAAUGUGUGUGUGAAUGGGUAAAUUAGAUAGAUUGUAGUGUAAAGUGCUUUGAGUAUCCUGUUAUGAUAGAAAGGUGCAAUUUAACUCAUUUACCAUUUAACUCGUUUCUGUCCAAAUAUUGACAUGGCAUGUGGAGGCAUCUUAAGGAAAAUCACUGCUGUGAUUGGAGUUUUUGUCAUUCUGAAGGUGCAAGCUGCUGCCACAUUUAUGGAUGAUGUUGCAGAUGAAGGUGAACUGAGAGACGACAUUCCUGAGAUCAACAGAGAGCUGAAAUACCUGCUUGAGGGGGACAUUGCUGGAAAUCCCAGGAGAAAUGCAAUCCUUGAUCAAGCAAGAAGAUGGAAGUUUCCUAUACCGUACAUCUUAACAGAUUCUUUAGACCUGAAUGCUAAAGGUGUGAUCCUCCAGACGUUUGAUGAAUACCGGUUGAGAUCCUGUGUGGACUUCAAGCCCUAUGAAGGAGAAACCAGUUACAUCUCCUUUACCAAACUCUCAGGGUGCUGGUCGUAUGUUGGAGAUGAUGGAACAGGCCAGAAUCUGUCCAUUGGAGAAUGGUGUGACACCAAAGCUAUUGUGGAGCACGAACUCCUCCAUGCUUUGGGCUUCUACCAUGAACAGUCCCGUUCAGACAGAGAUGACUACGUUCAGAUCUGGUGGGACCAGAUUGAAGAAGGGGGUGGAGUGACCAACACACAUAUUCUCYUGGACCAGUGCUCUUUUGAGCAGAUAAACAUCUGUGGAAUGAUCCAGAAUGAGGAGGACAAUGCAGACUGGAAUCAGACCCUAAGCAGUCCAAGUGAUGUAGAUCACACUCUAACUGGUCGCUGCAGAGAUUCUGGCCACUUCAUGAUGUUUGACACAUCUUCCGGUGUGSUGGGCAGCAGCUCCCUGCUGGAGUCACGUAUCCUCUCUCCGAAGAGGGACGAACAGUGCCUGCAGUUCUUCUAUAAGAUGACUGGAACCGCUGGGGAUAAAUUAGUAAUAUGGAUCAAAACUGAUGAUGGGACAGGGAGUGUGCGCAAUAUCAGGAAGAUCCACACCAUUACAGGUGAUGGGGAUGAUGCCUGGAAAAUUGCUCACGUGACUCUUAAGGCGACAAAGAAAUUCCGCUAUUUGUUCCAAGGCAUCAAAGGAUCGUCAGGCGCCAUUUUACUUGAUGACGUCACUCUCACAGAGACUGUCUGCCCUAGUCUUGUCUGGCAAAUUCACAAUUUCACCAGUGUUCUCAGCAUCACUCCCGUUGGCACUCCACUUAAAAGCCAAUGUUUCUUCAACUCGGAGGGCUACUCAUUCGCAAUCAGCGUGUACCCAAAUGGAAUAGUAAGUGAUUACUCCGACUUUGUUGGCAUUUUCUUGCAUCUCUGCAGUGGAGAAAAUGAUGCAGUGUUGCAGUGGCCAGUUGAAAACAGGCAGGCCACUGUUAUCUCCAUGGACCAGGACCCUGACGUUAAACUAAGGAUGUCKUCAACCAGGAGCUUCACCACAGAUGCUAACGCCCGUUGGAACAAACCAACAAAUACAUCAGGAGCAGUUUGGGAUGACGGCUGCUGGUGCUUCCGCAGUCGAGACUACGGCUGGAGGACGUUCAUUUCUCACAACCGUUUACAAAAAAGGAGCUUCCUCAAAAAUGAUGACCUCAUUAUUACUGCUGAUUUUGAGGAUUUGACACAUCUGAUUAACACCGAGGUUCCUGUAAAACCUACAGUCCAAAGCAGUGAUCUCCGAGAUGAAAAGGCCAUCCAUAGGGUGGAAACAAAACAUGAAACUCCAAARCACAGGGAGGAACAGUCCGUCAGCCCCUGUUAUCCUGGCUUGUGUUUGAACGGAGGCGUGUGCGUGGAGAGGUCAGGGASAGCCAUUUGCAGGUGUGUGACCAGCCAGACCACCUUUUACUCUGGUCUGAGGUGUGAGAACCUGAACAUCGACAGAGGCAUUCUGGGAGCUCUUAUCGGAGGCACAGCAGGAACUGUAGUUCUGACAUUUGCCAUUUUCACUGUUAUCAGGAGAACUCCUACAAACUCACUGUAGAAGAUUCCUGUUUCAUCUGCAUUCACAGAAAAAACUGCAGCACUACUGUAGUAAGAUGAUGUAAAUCCCUAAAUCAAAGUAUAGUCAAAGUCAUGAAAAAGGUUAGUUUAUAACUUUUGUUGAUUAAGUACAUCUAAUGGAAUACCUUGGUCUGCAACAGAAAAAUAAAACAAAAUAAAAUUUAAAAGCUGUGGAGA
This is a messenger RNA of Austrofundulus limnaeus, 2254 nucleotides long. It is a transcript of the gene mep1a.2, whose product is annotated as meprin A, alpha (PABA peptide hydrolase), tandem duplicate 2. NCBI's taxonomy places the organism in Eukaryota, Metazoa, Chordata, Actinopteri, Cyprinodontiformes, Rivulidae. Gene Ontology annotation, molecular function: protein binding; zinc ion binding; metalloendopeptidase activity. The transcript has 14 exons. Gene Ontology annotation, cellular component: membrane. Gene Ontology annotation, biological process: proteolysis. Bases 153 to 2057 code for a protein of 634 amino acids. The record is from RefSeq and is a predicted model, not a curated record.